Messenger RNA from Eucalyptus grandis, 1614 nucleotides. RefSeq names its product pectinesterase-like. Lineage: Eukaryota; Viridiplantae; Streptophyta; Magnoliopsida; Myrtales; Myrtaceae. The record is from RefSeq and is a predicted model, not a curated record. Gene Ontology annotation, biological process: cell wall modification. Gene Ontology annotation, molecular function: pectinesterase activity; pectinesterase inhibitor activity. The transcript is spliced from 3 exons. The coding region runs from base 1 to 1614 and encodes 537 amino acids.
AUGGUAGGUAAAGUAGUUUUGUCGGUUAUUUCGGUCAUCCUCGUUGUAGGCGUCGUCAUCGGCGUCGUCGCGGGAGUCCUCAGGUUCGGGUCCAAUGGCGACUCCGGUGAGAAGCUGUCGCCGCAGAUGAAGGCGGUUUCCUCCUUCUGCGCGCCGACCGAUUUCAAGGAGCUCUGCAUGAAGAGCGUGGGCAAGUACGCCGCGAACGCCACCGACGACCCCAAGGAGCUCAUCAAAGCCACGGUGCUCGCCAUUUUCGACGAGAUGAAGGGCUCCUUGAACUUCUCCCAGUCUCUGGCAUCCAGUGCCACCGAAGCCAAGGUCAAGAUGUCGCUGGACGACUGCAAGGACCUGUAUCAGUUCGCCAUCGACGAGCUCCAGGCCGCUUUGUCCUUCGUCGGCGACAGCGAUCUCCACACCAUGAACGACCGUGUCGCCGAGAUGCAGAACUGGCUCAGCGCCGUCGUGUCGUACCAGGAGUCGUGCUUGGACAACAUGGACGACCCGAAGUUCAAGGCCGACUUGCAAAAUAACGUCCUGAACGCGAGUCAGCUCACGAGCAACGCGCUCGCGAUCGCCGAGCAGAUAGACCAAGUCCUCGGGGCCUUCGACGUCAAGCUAAACCUCACUCCCAACUCCCGCAAGCUGCUGAGCACGGACCAGGUGGACGACGGGAAGCUCCAGCCGAACGAGGUGGUGGCCAAGGACGGGAGCGGGCAGUACAAGACGAUCGGGGCGGCGCUCGCAGCGUACCCGGAGGGGCACCAAGGGAGGUACGUGAUCUACGUGAAGGCCGGCGAUGAAUACCUGGAGGUGACCAAGGACCAAGUGAACGUGUUCAUGUACGGAGACGGACCGAGGAAGACCAUCGUGACCGGUCACAGGAACAAUCGUGCUGGCUCUUCCACAUUGCGAAGCGCCAGCUUUGCUGCCGUCGGAAACGGAUUCCUUUGCAAGUCCAUGGGAUUCCAGAACACGGCAGGCUACCAGGGCGGGCAAGCGGUGGCGCUGCGUGUGCAGUCCGACAGGUCCGCCUUCUUCAACUGCCGCGUGGACGGGUACCAAGACACCCUCUACGACCACAGCAAUCGCCAGUUCUACCGCAACUGCAUCAUCUCUGGCACCGUCGACUUCAUCUUUGGCGACUCAACGACCGUCAUCCAGAACUCCCUCAUCUUUGCCCGCAAGCCCGGCCCCGGCCAGGGCAACACCAUAACCGCCCAGGGCCGCAAGUAUAAAGACGAGACCACGGGGCUCGUCAUCCACAACUGCAGGAUUGUCCCUGAGCAGAAGCUCUACCCCGAACGGCUCACCGUCGAGACGUACCUCGGCCGCCCCUGGAAGCAGUACGCCCGGACCGUGUUCAUGGAGUCCACCCUCGGCGACUUAAUCCAGCCCGCCGGAUACCUCUCAUGGGGCCAGGACGAGACGUGCAUCUACGAGGAGUACGGCAGCCGUGGUCCCGGGGCCCGUGCGGACGGCAGGGUCAAGUGGAAGGGCGUCCGGGUCAUUAGCAAGGCGGAGGCCCAGGCCUACACCGUCGGUCCUUUCCUUAAGGGAGAUACCUGGUUGAAGGACCCCGGCUUCCCAUUCAUGCUUGGGUUGAAAAACUAG